GUCAAUCUCUGCCCGUGUAGUGAGGCAAUGAAUCCCAUCUUGGAAAUUCUUCUGGUUGCUUUGAGCCUUGGAGUGGGUACUGCAAGUUCUGUGUCGUGCUUACGGGAUGCAAUACCUGCCGCUGAGCGAAUCAAUAUCACCAUGGAUGGGGUUAGCAUGCCACUAGGAAUUUGGCAAAAUGCUUGGGAUUCCUCGGUGAUCAUAUCACAGAUGUAUGGAAUCAUUGCUUCGGAAGUGCUUGGACUCCACGUGGAAUUUGCUACAGGCCCUGCCAGCGAAUUGAUUCUUGGCAAGCUUGCAGGCUGUGCCCACCAAGGCUUUGAGAUUGUCGGAGAUUGUGGUCCUCCUCGCCGAUUCCACGUGUCGUUCGAGAACUGGCUUACUGACUCUCCAUGGACUCAGCAAUGGCUCACAGAGUUGGAACCAUACGGAGCUCCUAUCAACCUGGGAUCCAUUGGAUAUGAAGGGAAGAGCGGAAUGUUUGUUCUCAAUGGAUCCUUGCACGCGGGUCUACAAGACAGUGGUUUGUCUCUGGACUUCUAUCGCUCUUACAAUCUUGCUUUCUUUGAUCCAUCGCAGUACACAGCCAAGGUAUCAGAAGUGGACCUGGCUCUAUUGAAGGGCUGCGACAGCAUCGAACUGGGCUAUCCCGGGAUCGCAGACUUGUACUUGAAAAUUACUGGAGAUGAUGAAGGUGUUCUGGAAGCUCCAAGCGGCAAGACCUUGAGCUGCUGGCAGAAUAAAUGGUGGCUUGCGCCAGCAUGCCGCAGUGACAUGUCAAAGUGCGUGCCAGUCAUUAUGCCCUUUACGGGUUGGGGCAUGCCAGAGAUGAUGCAACAAGCAUUUUGGCACGGCAUGCCUUUGGCGUUUGCCAGUGCCAUUGACGUUGAGUUUGCGAGUUUGAACCGCGAAUUGCAGAGCUUGUUGUACACAUGGGUGCCAGACACCGCCUUCAUACUUGACAGCCCUUCACCAGUCAUUUUUCCAGACCAUAGCCGCGAACAGUAUGCAGAGAAAGUCUACAAGACAAUGAACAGCAAAGUGGUAUUGUCCAAAUGGGCAUCUCGUGGAUUGCAAACCGCAGCCAGGUAUGCCUUUCUGGUGGCGGAGAGGUUAGAGUUCUCCAUUGAGGGGAUAAAUGGUUUGCUGCGGUCACAUGUGUUAUCAGGUGAGGACGCUUGGACUACAGCAUGUACCUGGCUCCAGCAGAAUCCAGCUGCAUGGAGGGAUUGGAUUGCUUCAAAAACUUCGUGCGCCGUGGGCUUCGGUUUGGUUGAUGGUUCUGGACUGCUGGUUCAAAACAUCAGCCAAGCAGUUGGCUGCACUCAUUGUCCUGCUGGCAGCAAAUCCACACCAAUGUCGGAUGCUGACGGAGAGACAUUUGUCUGCACUCCAUGCCCACCAGGGUUUUCUCAAGAAAACCCGUUCUCCACUACAUGCGAACCAUGCCGGAAGGGAACUGUGACCAACAGCUACGGAAGUGAAGCGUGUUUGCCCUGUAGUGUAGGGUCUUAUCAAAACAGUACCGGUCAGACUCUAUGCAUCUCGUGUGGUCUCCGGACUACCCAGUUGCUCGGUGGGGUUUCUUACAUGGAUUGUGUUUGCAACGAAGGACAGAUUGAGGAAGAUGGAGCGUGCCUGGAAUGCCCGCUGGGCGUGAAUUGCCCAGUUGGUAGUACUGUCGCUCUCUUGUCAAAGGCCCACGAAACCAAUGCUUUGAGGAUCAUAGAGGGAUUCCACAGUGAUCCUGCAACUCCACUGCAAGUCCACAAGUGUGUCUCUGAGAAAUUCUGCCCCGGUGGUCCCCCUGGCAGUUGCGCUGGAGGUCGGGUUGGUAUUACCUGUGGUGCCUGCCCAAAUGGGGAGUACUGGGCUUCGAAGUGCGAGGCCUGUACCUCAGCAACGGUGGUAUCAUGGGCUCUUGGAGCUGCAGCCCUUGCUAUUGGAGUUGUCCUUUCCUACUAUGCGAUCACAUCUAGCCUCAGUGCCAAAGCAAGUGUGCUCAUGUGUACUGGUGCCAGCAUUGCCAUAAUGGUGUCCUUUUUCCAGAACUUGGGCGUCGUGAACAGCAUUAGAAUGGACUGGCCUCCAUUUCUCAGCAAGUUGUUCGAAGUCGCAAGUGUAUUCUUGAACCUGGAGGCCCCUGCCACCGCCUGUCUAGUAGGUACUGACGUAUGGCAGUAUGGAUUGCAGAUCUCGUUCGUUUACGUUGUGGCCUUGAUGCUACCAGCCGCGUGGGUUUUGUCCAAUAUCUUCCUUAAGCGCUGUGGUCUGGCUUGGGAUCCGUUGAAGACAAUUUCAGUCAUGGGAACAAUCUUCCAACUUGGGUUCACGACCUUGGCCGCUCUUAGCAGGGUGCCUUUCGUGUGCUACAGGCAUCCCACAGGGCAGUACAGCGUGGCACAGCAUUCAAACGUCCUUUGUGGUGAGAGUCCACACAUGGAAGCUUUUGGAAUUUCUUUGAUGGUCGUGCUGAUGAUUUUCCUCAGUGCCUGCUUCUAUGCUGCAGCAAGGGCACCAACUUGGUCCAAGAAACUACCGGCGAUUCGCUUCUUGAUCUUCCGCUUCAGACCGCAGGUUUGGUGGUUUGGCUUGGUCUUGCUCGUUCGAGGCGGCGUCCUGCCCCUAUGUGGUGUUGUCGUCCCAGACAUGCCCCGCUUUAGCUUGACAAUGAUGGGGAGCAUACUCCUGACCUAUCUUGGCGUCCAAAUGUGGCUUCAGCCGUGGAAAGCUCCGAUACUAAAUCUCGUGGACUCUCUCUCGACUGGGAUUUUUGUGCUCUUGUUGUUCGUGUGUUUGGGACUCCAAAAUGACGACGGGGGUGUGGAAAUGGAAGCCUUCGAGAUUUUAGCUACACUUCUUUCGUCAAGCAUCGCCGGCAUUCUUUUGCUCAUGCUUUGCACUUGCGUCUGGAGUCUUUUCCAGCGGCAAGUCAUAGGAAGCCACAGUGACCUGAUCUUGAACCUGGGAAGAUGUGCUACGAAUGAGAAGGUAUUGGACAAACUCAUUGAGAUCUCCCACUGUAUCAGCGCAGCGGCAGAGGAUCAACAGCAUGAAUGGGUUCGUAGCCUGGACAACCUCACUGUCUACGACCUUCAUGCUGUCGACGUUGUGACUGAAGUCCUAGCAGAUGCUAUGUUACUGCAAGUCUCCCGCAGGAACUUUGGAUCAUCUUCGCAACAGAGAGUUGGGACAAGCCGCCGUCGCAUUUCUGAAGAGCGUGAAGAGGCUGAGGUUUCUGAAGAAGCUGAAGAUGCUCCAGAGCUUGGCCCAUCCUGUGCUCGUGCUUCCUGCUGGGUCUGAGGCGCUGCUUCGCCGCAUUCAAAUUUUCCAUAUCUCUAACGGCAGAGUAGUUGGAGUUGGAGAUUUGGCGCUUCCUCUGUGAAGCCUUUGUGGCCUUUGUGUUUAAAACACAAUCAAUUAAAUAGCACAGCCAACCUGUGCUCAUGCUUCCUGCUGGGUCUGAGGCGCUGCUUCGCCGCAUUCAAAUUUUCC
Cladocopium goreaui is the source of this 3495-nucleotide messenger RNA. NCBI's taxonomy places the organism in Eukaryota, Dinophyceae, Suessiales, Symbiodiniaceae. The record is from the annotation of a GenBank genome assembly.